Molecule: messenger RNA, 537 nt
Organism: Wallemia mellicola CBS 633.66
Lineage: Eukaryota; Fungi; Basidiomycota; Wallemiomycetes; Wallemiales; Wallemiaceae
Exons: 2
Coding region: 1-537 (178 amino acids)
Source: RefSeq, a predicted model, not a curated record
AUGAAAUACAGUGCUCUUUUGAUAGCAGCUACCGCUGCAGUAGUAACAGCCAACCCAAAUCUUUUCGUUAGAGAGGCUGAAUUCAAUGAUGAUGCAGCCCAGGAAUGCUUGCAAAAUCAAUGCCAAAGUCUUAAUAGCAAGAUUAACCAAGACUGCCUUCCAAUUAUUGGAGGUGUAGACAGUGACACCGACCUUGGAAAUCAACAAGCGAUUUCAUACUACUCAUGUAUCUGUGAUGCUAUGAGUAGCGCAUCAAGUGACUGUAAGAGUUGCUUAUCGAGUGCAGGCGAGGAUAUCGACCAAGAAAUGGGAUCAGUCUGCGACGAAGUAAAGACAAUGACAACGUCUACACCUGCUGGUACAAGUGUCACCACGAAUACACAAACAACAGAUUCAAACACUAGUCCAUCUCCAUCACAAUCUGCAAAUCAAAAUAGCGGCGACUCAGAUGAUGAUGAUUCUAGCUCACUUCAAGCAAUUCCUUCGUUCGCUGUUAUAGCCUCAUUAUUAGCAAUUGCUGGUUCGCUUGCUUUAUAA